AUGACAAGUCUCAAGAGGGCGCACGAGGCCGGGCCUCUGGCCUCCAACAUCUCUAGCAAAACCUAUGUCCGAUCCACCCGCAGUGGCAAGGUCCAAAAGAUUGUGAGAGAAGUCUACCUCAGAACAGAUAUUCCCUGCUCGUCACAGCUAUGUAAAGCGUGCUUGGAGUUUGCGCCUCGAAGUGCUGCUGGUCAAGCUGAUUUGCUAGUUCAACCGUUUGUCCUCUCUGAUAAGCCUGCGGGCACCAAGGCUUUCCCGCGCGGCCAUUACCUGGUGCCCGACACCAAUGCGCUGCUGAAUGGCAUGGAUCUAUUCGAGCAGAGCUCUGCCUUUUACGACGUCAUCAUCCUGCAAGUAGUGCUGGAGGAGCUGCGCAACCGCUCCCUGCCGCUGUACAACCGCCUGAUAUCGCUAACCAAGAGCGAGGACAAGCGCUUUUACGUCUUCUUCAAUGAUUUUCGCGUGGAGACGUACGUGAGAAGGGAGCCAAACGAGUCGGUCAAUGACAGGAAUGACCGCGCGGUGCGCCAGGCUGUCAAAUGGUACGGUGAGCACCUUGCGGCACAAGCCGGCAAGGGUGAGGCGCCCGCCGUCGUGAUGCUGACAGAUGAUCGCGACAACAUUCGCAAGGCAAAGAAGGAAGGCGUCGAGGCAUCCACUUUAAGAGACUACAUUGGCAGUCUGGCAAAUGGUGAGAACCUACUCGACCUUAUUCCCGAAUCCCAAAGCCAAGCACGCGAAGUCAUCAACAAGGGCUCCCAGCCACUCUACCCCGAGUACUUUACGCUAUCACGUAUGAUGACUGGCGUCAAGGCCGGUCUCAUGCAUCAAGGUAUCUUCAACGUCUCGCCAUACAACUAUCUCGAGGGAUCGAUUAAAGUGCCGGCUUUCGCCAAGCCGCUCAUCAUCCUGGGGCGAGAAAACAUCAACAGAGCCGUUGACGGCGAUCUUGUCGUUGUGGAGCUUUUGCCACAAGACCAGUGGAAACAGCCAUCCACGAAGAUUGUGGAAGAGGAAACGGUAACGAAGAACGAGGAUGCCGAUGCAGAGCAACAGGAUUUUGUCUCGGAUCGUGAGAAGAAGGCGUUGCAGGAGCAGGUUAAGCGCACACACAAGAGUGGCUCGGAAAGCCACCCACAGCCCACGGCCAAGGUUGUAGGCGUCAUCAAGCGCAACUGGCGGCAAUACGUUGGCCACAUCGACCCGUUGUCCGCCAGCAAGGGUCCCAGCCAGGGCCGCAAGCUGGACAGCGUAUUUCUCAUUCCCAUGGACAAGAAGAUUCCCAAAAUUCGCCUGCGCACGCGACAAGUAUCUGAGCUGCUGGGCAAGCGACUCUUGGUGACGAUUGAUGCAUGGGACCGCGAUUCAAGACACCCAGUCGGCCACUUUGUGCGGUCCUUGGGAGAGCUCGAAACCAAGGCCGCCGAGACCGAGGCCCUGCUUCUCGAGUGGGAUGUGCAAUACCGUCCAUUCCCCAAGACUGUUCUUGACUGCCUGCCCAAGGAGGGUCAUGACUGGCGCGUUCCUACUAGCACCGAUGAUCCUGGCUGGAGAGAUCGUGAGGAUUUGCGUGGUCUUCUUAUUUGCAGCAUCGACCCUGUCGGCUGCCAAGAUAUCGACGAUGCGCUGCAUGCGCGCAAGCUUCCCAACGGCAAUUACGAAGUCGGUGUGCAUAUUGCAGACGUCUCGCACUUUGUCAAGCCUGCCAAUGCCAUGGAUGCGGAAGCUAGCGUGCGCGGUACCACUGUCUAUCUUGUCGACAAGCGCAUCGACAUGUUGCCGCCGCUGCUAGGUACCGAUCUGUGUUCACUAAAGCCCUACGUCGAGCGCUACGCAUUUUCCGUCCUCUGGGAACUCAACGACAAUGCCGAUAUCGUGAAUGUGCGCUUCACAAAGUCGGUCAUCAAGUCGCGCGAAGCAUUUAGCUACGAACAGGCGCAGCUCCGCAUAGACGACGCCUCGCAGCAAGAUGAGCUCACGCAGGGCAUGCGCACGCUCCUCGCGCUGUCCCGCCGGCUCAAGAAGAAGCGCAUGGACGCGGGCGCGCUCAGCCUGUCCUCGCCCGAGGUCAAGGUGCAGAUGGAGUCGGAGACGUCUGACCCCAUUGACGUCAAGACGAAGGAGCUUCUCGACACCAACUCGCUCGUGGAGGAGUUUAUGCUGUUUGCCAACAUUUCCGUCGCUGCCAAGAUAUACGAGGCGUUUCCGCAGACGGCCAUUCUUCGUCGCCACGCCGCGCCGCCAAAGACCAACUUUGACGAGCUCGCCGAGCAGCUGCGCGUCAAGCGCGGCCUCGAGCUCCGCACCGACACAAGCAAGGCGCUCGCCGACUCGUUGGACACGUGCACCGACCCGGCCGAGCCCUUCUUCAACACCCUCGUCCGCAUCAUGGCCACGCGCUGCAUGAUGAGCGCCGAGUACUUUUGCUCGGGCACGCAGUCGUACCCCGAGUUUCGCCACUACGGCCUCGCGUCGGAGAUUUACACGCACUUUACGUCGCCUAUCCGUCGAUACGCCGACCUGCUCGCCCACCGGCAGCUCGCCGCCGCCAUUGAUUACGAGGCGGUGCACCCGACGGUGCGCAGCCGCGGCCGCCUCGAGGCCGUCUGCAAGAACAUCAAUGUGCGCCACCGCAAUGCGCAAAUGGCUGGCCGCGCCUCCAUCGCCUACUAUGUCGGCCAGGCGCUCAAGGGCCGCGUCGCCGAGGAGGACGCCUUUGUCAUGCGCAUUUUUAGCAACGGCCUCGUUGUGCUGGUGCCACGCUUCGGCAUCGAGGGCCUGAUUCGUCUGCGCGACUUGGCGGAGCCUGAGCCCGAGAGCGAGUUUGACGCCGAGACGUUUACGCUCACGACGACGGGUAGCCGCACGCUCAAGGUGGAGUUGUUCCAAAAAGUCAAGGUUAGGGUUCAUGACGAAAAGGACGAGAAGACGGGCAAGCGCGGUGUCAAGAUGGAGCUGAUUAGUGCAUGA
Molecule: messenger RNA, 2970 nt
Organism: Beauveria bassiana ARSEF 2860
Lineage: Eukaryota; Fungi; Ascomycota; Sordariomycetes; Hypocreales; Cordycipitaceae
Product: RNB domain-containing protein
Exons: 2
Coding region: 1-2970 (989 amino acids)
Biological process (GO): rRNA catabolic process
Cellular component (GO): nuclear exosome (RNase complex); cytoplasmic exosome (RNase complex)
Molecular function (GO): endonuclease activity; 3'-5'-RNA exonuclease activity; RNA binding
Source: RefSeq, a predicted model, not a curated record